Messenger RNA from Tuber aestivum (summer truffle), 2217 nucleotides. NCBI's taxonomy places the organism in Eukaryota, Fungi, Ascomycota, Pezizomycetes, Pezizales, Tuberaceae. The record is from the annotation of a GenBank genome assembly.
AUGAAUCCGGCAGCGCCAGACGAGAUAGAACUCCAAUCCGCUCAAUCACCCCCUCGGCGCCGGAGUCAAGACACAAUCCAGAUCCACCCCGCUCCCCCCGGGACACUCCCAAACGGAGAGAAACAUCCCCUGACAAAAGCCGAAAAACGGGCAAUAUGGAAAUACCGCGCCAAGCUCCUGGCCGGCUUGAUAUUCCCGUUCUUCCUCGACGCUCUAGACACCACGAUAAUCGCGACAGCCCUGCCCCAUAUCGCAGCCUCCUUCGACCAGCUCACACAGCAGUCUUGGAUAGUGACAUCUUUUACACUUACUUCCACUGCAUUUAUUCCAGCUUUUGGCCAGCUCAGUGAUGUCUUUGGCCGGCAUGCCACACUGCAGUUUGUCAUAUUUUUAAUGCUUGCAGGGAGCGCGCUUUGCGCUGGAGCCCAGAGUUUCGAGAUGUUAUUGGUGGGCAGGGCUAUCGCGGGGGUGAGUUCGGCAGGAUUGUGGGUUAUGAUGACGGUGAUUUUGUCGGACAAGGUUAGUUUGAAGGAUAACGCGUUGCAGAAUACCUUAUUUUCACUGGUCGCUGGCGGUAGCUAUUCUGUUGGGCCGGUUAUUGGGGGGUGAGUUCCUGACAUCUGCCAUACUUAAAUUAUCGGGUUAUAUUGACAUUUGAAUAGCCAGUUGACAAAUGUGUGAGCUUCUUCUGAGUUGAUAUCGAGGGCUCCGUAGGGGGAUUCUUGCUAAAAAAAAGUAGGUAAACUGGCGCUGGUGUUUCGGUCUUUCAAUACCAAUCUGCCUCCUGGCACACGUUACCGUAUUUUUUGUUCUGAAGCCAGAACUCGUCAAAUCCCAGCGCCAUAUCGACUCGGACACCGGCGAGGAGUUAUCGAGACGGACAUUUAUGCAGAAAAUAUCGGUGAUAGACUGGCCGGGGUUAAUCCUCUUCUUGGCUUCUUGCAUUACAAUCAUCCUUGCAUUAACAUGGGGCGGGGCAACGUACGCUUGGGACUCUCCUCAGGUCACUAUCCUCUUGGUAGUAGGUGGAGUGUUGCUCCUGGCGUUCGUCUGGGUAGAGUACUUAAUGGAGCCGGGACGGUGGUUGGAGAAAAAGGUACGGGUGCCCGGGAAGCAAGCUAUGAUCCCGGUCCAUCUGUUUUAUGAGAAGGAUAUUGUCAUUUUGGCUUUUUUGAAUUUCGUGGAGGGGGCUGGUAAAGUCUUGGCCCUUAUAUGCUAAUCCUGUAAGAGAGCUAACAAUGGGUAGCCCUAUUCGCAAUGUUCUACUUUAUCAGUGUCUACUUUACCAUUGUGGAGCAGGAUUCUGCUAGCAAAGCUGGCUUGCAAUUGCUCUUUUACCUCCCAGGCAUAGGCGGUAUGACUCCCUCCUGCCACCUCUCACCAUCCCGACUAACAUCCCAACGCUUCAGCGGGUGCCUACUCGGCAAUGUACCUCUGCAACGUCAGCCCCCGCACCACCUUCCCACCUCUCCUGCUUGGCCACCUCGCCUUCCCGAUAUCCAUCGGAGUCCUAACCUCGGCCCUGAGAUCCCGUAACAAACCCCUAAUAUACGGUAUGAUGGCCCUCAGCGGCUUCGGCAACGGAAUAUCAUUCAUGCCCGUCCCACUCCAUGCCAUCGCCAAGAAGCCGGCACACCUUGCCGUUAUCGUCGGAACAAUACAGUUCUUUGAACCGUUUGGAGGAACGGUGGCAAUGGCCGUGAUGGGCUCAGUGUUGAAUAAUAAACUUGGUGAGUUCGGGGGGGAAUUUUCAAAGGGGGGCGGGGGCGGUGCGGUAGGUGCUGGAUUGGCGUUCGGGGUGCAGGCUAGGGAAGCUGUGAAGGAGGGGGUUAGGUGGGCGUUCCUGGCUAUAUUACCGCUAGUGGUGGUGGCGGCGGUAGUUGUGUUUUUCCUUGGAGAUGUUCGAAUUGAUGAAGGGGUAGUUGUGGAGGAGAUGGUUAGCGGGGGGGGGCGGAAGUGGGGGGUCAAGGUUUAUUAUGAGGUUUGUUGUUUGCCUAAGAGUUCCUGGGAGGGUGAUGUUGCUAACCGGCGAUAGGCGGUGAAGGAUUGGAUUACAGGUCGGCAAAGUAGCUAAUGGGUGUGUGAUGGGAUUAUGAUUCAAUGAAUGAUUUAAGGUUGCGCUAGAGGGAGGUUGGGGAGCGCUACCGGCACAAGUAAGAGUCUAGAAUAUAUGACCAAACAUUUACAACCAAAUAAUAGAGUCAAGCAACUUUUAUU